Messenger RNA from Sodiomyces alkalinus F11, 768 nucleotides. RefSeq lists its product as hypothetical. The record is from RefSeq and is a predicted model, not a curated record. Lineage: Eukaryota; Fungi; Ascomycota; Sordariomycetes; Glomerellales; Plectosphaerellaceae. The transcript has 2 exons. The coding region runs from base 1 to 768 and encodes 255 amino acids.
AUGGCACCCAAUGAUAGAAUCGGCGAGCAGGGGGCCAGUGAUGAUUCUACAGGCCCUCGGCAUCAACAGCGUCAGGAAGGUCAGGUAUUUUCAAAUGCUAAGAGCGUUGAGUUACAAAGUGCAGCCAGCCAGGACCAGCCGGCUGAAACGCCAACGACACCAGCAGAACAGCAGGAGAGUCCCGCUGAAACAGAGGAACUUAACAGGGCGUACGACCGGCCGAGCGCCCAAUUCCAGGCCGCCGGCACCGGAACCUUUCCACUUCCGGGGCUUGAGAUACUGAUUGGGACUCGUUCCGCCGAGACCCCGACGAUCCCCUCCUUCGUCUUUCCGGAGCCCAUCAUUCCCCUUCAGGGAAGCCCAGGCCCGACACCCGCCGGAGGGGGCAACACUGCGGGCGGCCUGAUCACGUCCGAGCACAUUGUCGAGAACCGUCUCUCCUCUUGGCGAUGGAACUUUCCGCGGCCGGAGCCCUUAUCGUCUGACCCUCUUCCACCCAUACGGGAUUCCAAACAAGAGGCGGGUUCCGACGAGGUCGAUGGUAUCGAUGACAAUAGCCACGGCGCCGGAGGGCUGGCAAGGGAUGAUGCCUCGCCUGAUGUAAACACGCCGGACGAGGGCUGUGAUGUCAGGGAAGAUGAUGAGGCGGCGGGGCACCUCAUCUUCGAGUCCUUGGAUCAAGGCUCGCUAAGAAGUGUCAUUUUUACUAGCGCCGCCAUUACUGUCGUUGCAGUCGGCGUUUUUCUGCUUUGGCGCCGCCAUCGCUAG